Molecule: messenger RNA, 339 nt
Organism: Pseudovirgaria hyperparasitica
Lineage: Eukaryota; Fungi; Ascomycota; Dothideomycetes; Acrospermales; Acrospermaceae
Exons: 1
Coding region: 1-339 (112 amino acids)
Source: RefSeq, a predicted model, not a curated record
AUGCAGGACAACUCUUCCAUUGAAACUGGUCUUGCUUCUCAUCGCCAUAGCACGCCGUAUCCGACCUUCGGAAAACCAUACCUCUGGUUCUGUGUGAUGCAGCUCUCGGCUGUCAUACUGCUUGUGCCAUCACAUAAAGCUCGUAUACGAGAGCCAGUCCGCUUCAGGCUUGGCUUCCCUCCUUGCAUCUCCCUCUAUCCUCUGCCUGACGCGUCUUUGAAGACAGGGGCCAGAACCUCGAAAUCAGCCGCAAAACCCAGCGCAGUACUCGGGUCCCAGUGGAGUCCAUACAACAAACGGUUUAUGGGGCGUUCCAAUGUUGCAUGGCAAGGCGAAUAG